Molecule: messenger RNA, 1188 nt
Organism: Penicillium malachiteum
Lineage: Eukaryota; Fungi; Ascomycota; Eurotiomycetes; Eurotiales; Aspergillaceae
Product: ESCO family N-acetyltransferase
Exons: 2
Coding region: 1-1188 (395 amino acids)
Biological process (GO): mitotic sister chromatid cohesion
Cellular component (GO): nucleus; chromatin
Molecular function (GO): protein-lysine-acetyltransferase activity
Source: RefSeq, a predicted model, not a curated record
AUGCCGUGGACGGUGACCAAUUCAUUUAAGCGAGGCCUGAUGAAAACUUACGGAAGACCAACAUGGCGCGUCUAUGACGAUGAACGAGCGGCCAAGAAGAGACGCGUUCAAGAUGAGUCUGAUGAGGUCGAGGCUGAAACAAACCUUCAAUAUGCCAUUCGCGAGUCAUCUGCCGCCGUCUUGUCUAGUCCAUCGCGCCGUAACUCUGUCGUCUUAUCUGAAGGCACCCUAGAUGAUAUCGACGACCUCACUACACCACCCUCCUCGCCACCACCCCGGCUCACUCCCCCGCCUGCCAAUACGCGCAAACCAACCUUUGCAUUUCUCAAGCGCAAACAUAAAGAUGUCGCCGGGUCACCCUUGACAGAGGUGAACUCCAAUAGUGUGCGCUCAUCCGUGGAUCCGCCCAAGCAGCAGAAGACUCAGCCCAAGCCCCAGGCUCCCUUGCGCCAGAUGCAGAUUGAUCUGGGAAAUGAAGUGCGCAAAACAUGUGCUACUUGUGGUAUGGAAUAUAUCCCGUCCAAUACGGAGGACGCGGCCCUGCAUAAAAAGUUUCAUGAGAUGAACUCUACGGGGGUGGAUCUGGGUAAGGCCUUUAUGCGCGCAAAUGCGUCGCGUUGGGUCUACGAAGCGACGCGAUUCGAUGAAGGUUACGUGGUGAUUGUGGAUCGCAAGGCUUCCCCGAGUGCGAAGAAUCAGGCGAAGAAGGUGUUGGAAGUGGUCAAUAAAGAACUCUCAUCUCCUGAGAUCGACGAUGAGGUCCUCUGGGGUCAAACGGAACCUCCGAAACAUCUCCAGCAUGAUAAUGAAGAAAAGGUCGAUCGAUACCGGGUUUUCCUACAUAUGAAAGAUAGUCGCUGUGUGGGACUAUGCUUGACGGAACGCAUUUGGGAAUCUCGACCCGUGAUCAAUGGCGAACAGAAUGGCACUACUCAUAACUCGUCAGUCUCAGUGAAAGAUGAACUUCAUCCGGCAAUUGUCGGAGUGUCGCGGAUCUGGACUUCUGGUGCAUCUCGACGAAAGGGUAUUGCCCUUGAUCUACUUGACUGUGUGGUCAGCAAUUUUAUCUAUGGCAUGGAGAUCUCAAAGGCUCAAAUUGCAUUCAGUCAACCUACUGAGAGUGGGAAACGACUAGCAUCCAAGUUUUUUGAAGAGGAGGAGACAUGGCAUGUGUACAACGAGCGGUGA